Messenger RNA from Dermatophagoides pteronyssinus (European house dust mite), 1689 nucleotides. RefSeq lists its product as uncharacterized. Gene Ontology annotation, molecular function: DNA-binding transcription factor activity, RNA polymerase II-specific; RNA polymerase II cis-regulatory region sequence-specific DNA binding. Gene Ontology annotation, cellular component: nucleus. The record is from RefSeq and is a predicted model, not a curated record. Gene Ontology annotation, biological process: regulation of transcription by RNA polymerase II. NCBI's taxonomy places the organism in Eukaryota, Metazoa, Arthropoda, Arachnida, Sarcoptiformes, Pyroglyphidae.
CUAAUUUACAUUUUGUUUGUGAUUGGAACUUAGUAAAUGAUCUACGAAAAAGAAAACGUAUUGAAAUUGAUUGGUUCAUUUGAGUGAUAAGAUGGCUUUGACUUUACCUUUAUCAUCGAAUGGGGAAUUAUUAUUUUAUACAAACAGUCCUAAUGCAUCUUCUUCCCAUAACAAUAAUAAUGGUCAAUUGAAUUCACAUUUCAAAGGAGGAUUAACAAAAACGACCCCAACAUUAACGCCAACACGAUUAAAGAAUAUUGAAGAACAAUUUUUCGAACACUCAUUAUUACCGCCGAAACCUUUUUUGCAUGAUCAUAUGGCUGGAUUUGUGCCACCAACUGUCAAUAUUAAAUUACAUUUGCAACAACCUCAUCAACAACAACAGCCAAUUGAAUCGGAUUCGAUUUUGAAUGACCAGGAUAGCCAACCAUUAGCACUUCUACAUCAGGAAUCAUCAUCAAAAUCGAUAGAUUAUUUUUCAUCAAAUUCCAUUUCAAACGAUAGUUUCAGUAGUAAUAAUUCUAUUAGUGACGAUUAUAGUAGUGAAACCAAUUCUUCAUGUCAAGCUAGUGUCAAUCAUUUUACUUUCGCCAAUUUCAAACAAAAUCCCAUCACAACAACAACCAACAUGCCAACUAAUCGAAAAUCAUCAAAAUCACGAUCAAAGUCAAAUAAUGCUGUUGGUUCGAAAACACGAUCUAGUCAGAAAAAAUCUACUGGUGGUGGACGCAAACCACAUUCAUCACAAAAUCUAUCUUCGGAUGAAAUUCUUAAACGACAAAAGCGACGGGAACGCAACAAAUUAGCUGCAGCCCGUUGUCGAAAGAAGCGUGUUGAUCAAACCAAUUGUCUGAUUGAUCAAACUAAAGAUUUGCAAAAAAAGCAUGAUGCACUCAUCAAAAAGGUGGAAAAUCGUCUAAAAGAAUUUCAUAGCAAAAAGGACGUUCUCCUCAAUCACGAAUCCCAAUGUCAUAAUAUUGAUAUGCGAAUUGUACAACAAAUAUAUGCACAAAUCGAUUUCGCCGCCAUCAAUUCUGCCAUGGAAACCGUGGCGGACGAGGAUUUAGAUACUGAUCUUAAUACUACUUGUCACACAUCAUCUUCACAGGAUGAAUUUUCUCAACAAACAUUGCCACCGCCGAAAAGAAAACGUCCAAAUUCUUUGGUAUUCCGUCCAAUGGCUCAUCAACAGCAAAACAUCAAACCCGAACCAGGAUUGGCUGAACAGUUACAAUCGAUAAUAGGAACCAAUGAAACCAAUAAUACCAACACACCUUCCAAUGGUUUUAGUUUUGCCGAUUUCGCCGGUCUGGUUGAACCGACUGGUCUAACACCAUUGAAUCCUUCAAUAACGACAGUCGAUUUGACUCCGUCCACAAUGACUGCUUUUCUCAAAUCGUUGGCAUCUCCGAUCGAUGAUCAGAAAAAGUUGCUUUCCAUGUGAUAUUGAUUUGUGAAACAUUUUCUAACUUAAACAUCAAUAACCAGCUAAAAGCUCAAUCACACCACAAUCAUUAUAUACAUUUUCUUUCUUUAUUUUUAUAUAAAUUCAUUGAUCAAAUAAGUCUACCAAUAUCGUCAAUGACCAUUAUACUUUUUAUAAGGAAUCAUUUAUUGUUGGAAACACACAUACUAAAUCAUUUCAUUAUUUAUUUUUGUUAUAAAUCAAAUUCAUUUUUUCUCAAACAA